AUCAUCCUAGAGGGAAAGGUUCAAGGUAGGCGAGCAAAAUACAGACAGCGUUACAAGUGGGAGGAAAACAUCAAGAGAUGGACGAACAGCAGUAUGAGUGAGUGUACAUCAAGGGCAAGAGACAGGGCUUGUUGGAGAUCAUUUGCAGCCAACCUUCAUUGUGGAGACGGCACCUGA
Molecule: messenger RNA, 177 nt
Organism: Candidula unifasciata
Lineage: Eukaryota; Metazoa; Mollusca; Gastropoda; Stylommatophora; Geomitridae
Source: the annotation of a GenBank genome assembly